GGAUGAAGGUCUAAACAGGAGUCAAGUAGUUUGACUGAUGUCCAGAGGCGUACCGCUGUUGUGUUUCCUUUCUCUCAGUCAGGCAGGCGUGUGAAACUAAGCGAGGGUCUCCGCAUUUGAUCGUGAAAUUUGAGCGUUUAUAGCGGCGAAGUUGUCAAAUUGAUUUUUUUGUUUUGGUUGUUUCGUACAGUGUGUUAUAAAGGGCCUUUUAUUCAUUGGACUGAGUGCGUUUGCACCGCAGUGAGUGAGUGAAUGGAGAUUCACCUCCACUUUUAAACCAUGUUGCAAACUUUUUUCCGGCAACAAUUGAAUUAAACUUUUUAAUAUCAAACGUUCCGCAGACAAUAUAUCGCCUUCAUGAAUUGCGUUAUCACCAUGACUGAUGAAAGCAAAGGAGAACACGGGAAAGGCGAAAGCGGGAAAGAUUUGGAGAAACAGCUACGUCUGAGAGUGUGUGUUUUGAACGAACUUCUGAAGACUGAACGGGAUUAUGUCGGGACACUCGAGUUCCUUUCAGUGUUUCUCCACCGCCUCAACCAGUAUGCAGCCACGAAGAUCGACAAGAACGUCACAGAGGAAACCGUUAAGGUGUUGUUCUCUAACCUGGAGGAAAUCCUGUCUGUGCACCGUAACUUCCUGUCCAUGGUAGAAGAGCUGCUACAGCCAGACCCCCACGCUCACCACGAAGUGGGCCGCUGCUUCCUGCACUUUAGGAGUGGUUUUCAGAUCUAUGAUGAGUACUGUGGGAACCAUGAGAAAGCGCAGAGAUUGCUGCUGGAACUCAACAAAAUCAGGACCGUCAGAACAUGCUUACUGAACUGUAUGUUGCUGGGGGGCAGGAAGAAUACAGAGGUUCCAUUGGAGGGCUACCUGGUCGCUCCCAUUCAGAGGAUCUGCAAGUAUCCACUGCUGCUCAGGGAGCUGCUAAAGAGGACUCCUAAGAAACACAAUGACUACUCCCUGGUGCUGGAGUCUCUGCAGGUCAUGAAGGCUGUCUGUUCCUCCAUCAACGAGGCCAAGAGACAGAUGGAGAAGCUAGAGGUGCUGGAGGAGUGGCAGUCCCACAUCGAGGGAUGGGAGGGUUCCAAUAUAACAGACACGUGUACAGAGAUGUUGAUGCACGGAGUCCUGCUGAAGAUCUCAGCUGGUAACAUCCAGGAACGCAUCUUCUUCCUCUUCGACAACCUGCUGGUCUACUGCAAGAAGAAAAACAGGCGUUUAAAAAACAGCAAGGCAGCUACAGAGGGACCGCGUUACCUGUUCAGAGGAAGAAUCAACACCGAGGUGAUGGAGGUGGAGAACGUAGAUGACGGAACAGCGGAUUACCACAGCAGCGGGAACAUAGUGAACAACGGCUGGAAGAUCCACAACACAGCCAAGAACAAGUGGUUUGUGUGCAUGGCCAAGACCCCAGAGGAGAAACAGGAGUGGCUGGAGGCUAUCCUCAAAGAGAGGGAGAGGAGGAAAACGUUGAGGCUGGGGAUGGAGCAGGACACGUGGGUGAUGGUGUCAGAGAAAGGAGAGAAGCUCUAUCACCUGAUGACUAAGCAGGGGCACCUCAUCAAGGACAGGAAACGCAAGCUCACCACAUUCCCCAAGUGCUUCCUGGGAAGUGAGUUUGUGAGCUGGCUGGUGGACAUUGGGGAGACUGAUAACCCAGAGGAGGGGGUUCAUCUGGGACAGGCUCUACUGGAGAAUGGCAUCAUACACCAUGUCACAGACAAACACCAGUUCAAGCCAGAGCCGGUGCUGUACCGUUUCCGCUACGACGACGGGACCUACCACCCCAGGAGUGACAUGCAGGACGUCAUCUCCAAGGGUGUCAGACUCUUCUGCAGGCUUCAUAGUCUCUUCACUCCGGUCAUCAGGGACAAGGACUACCACCUGAGAACGUACAAGUCGGUGGUGAUGGCCAACAAGUUGAUAGACUGGCUCAUAGCACAGGGGGACUGCAGGACGAGGGAGGAGUCGUUGAUCUUGGGGAAGGAGCUGUGUGACAAUGGCUUCAUGCACCACGUGUUGGAAAAGAGUGAGUUCAAAGACGAGCCUCUGCUGUUCCGUUUCUUUGCGGAUGAGGAGAUGGAGGGAUCAAACACCAAACACAAGCAAGCCAUGAAGCACGACCUGAAGAUAGCUGAGAAUGUCAUCGCCAAGUCGCUGUUGAUAAGACCCAGUGAAGGAGGUUAUGGUUUCAGCCUGGAGGACAGAAACAGAGUACCCAUCAUCAAGUCAGUGGAGAAGGGCUCGCAUGCGGAGAUGGCAGGUCUAGAGGUCGGGAGGAAGGUGUUUUGUAUAAAUGGAGACCUGGUGUUCCUGAGGCCCUUCCCGGAGAUGGAGGCUUUCCUCAAACACUGCUUCACCAGCAAGGGACCUCUCAGAGUGCUGGUUAGCACCAAGCCUAGAGAGACAGUGAAGAUCCCAGACUCAGCAGACGGACUGGGGUUCCAGAUCAGGGGCUUUGGCCCUUCUGUGGUGCACGCUGUUGGCAGAGGCACGGUGGCAGCCAUCGCAGGUCUCCACCCUGGCCAGUGUAUCAUCAAGGUGAACAACAUCAACGUCAGUAAGGAGAGCCACGCCAGCGUCAUCGCACACGUUACUGCCUGUAGGAAAUACAGAAGACCCACACAGCAGGACAGUAUACAGUGGGUGUAUAACAACAGUGAGAGUUCCCAGGAGGACCAGGGGAAGAACCAGAAACAAACUGCUGAGGAGAACGGGGAUGGCUUCCAGUGUAAAGUAGAGGAGGUGAUGGAUAAGUUCAACACCAUCGCUAUCAUUGACGGUAAGAAGGACCACGUGAGUCUGACCGUAGACAACGUUCAUCUGGAGUAUGGAGUGGUGUACGACUACGACAGCACCGCCGGGAUCAAGUGUAGAGUCCUGGAGAAGAUGGUGGAGCCAAAAGGAUUCUUCAGCCUCACAGCCAAGAUCUUGGAGGCGCUGGCGCAUAGUGAUGACACGCUGGUUCAGAUGUGCAGUAGACUGAGCUCCAGCUGUGACGUCAUCCCCGAGAACCUGCAGGUCCGCUUCAGCGCCAUGUGUGGAGAACGGGUGGAGCACAUCAACAGACGUAUCACCAACUACAGAAAGUUCUCACGGGUGUUGAAGAACAGGGCGUGGCCCACCUUCAAGCAGGCCAAAACCAAGGUGUCCCCGCUCCACAGCAGCGACUUCUGCCCCACCAACUGCCAUGUGAACGUGAUGGAGGUGUCCUACCCCAAAACCACCACCUCUCUGGGCAGCGCCUUCGGAGUGCAGCUGGACAACAGGAAGAGUUCCACCCUGGAGAGAGGAGGUCGUAACGCCGAACAAGGUAAGCUGAACCCCAUGGUGUACGUACAACACACCAUCACCAGUAUGGCAGCUCCGUCAGGUCACAGUCUGGGUCGUACGGAGGGUCACGGCCUCCGCUUCCUGCUCCGGGAGGAUGACCUGCUGGUCUUGGACUCCUACCAGAAACUACUAGGCAAGCUGACCACGCUGGUGAAAGAGAUGGAGGGCCACGCCUCACAGAUACACGACCUCCUCUCCUCCAUCACCCUCCCCCCUGCCUCAGACAUGAAGACCCCAGAGAGUUACAUCUCAGCGGAGAGCGAAGGAGAGCGAGGAGGAGAGAAGAACGGAAAGAAGGUGUGUUUCAACGUUGCCGGAGACGAACAGGAGGACUCAGGACACGACACCAUCAGCAACAGAGACUCCUACAGUGACUGUAACAGCAACAGGAACUCCAUAGCUUCCUUCACCAGUAUCUGUAGCAGCCACUGCAGCUCCUAUGUUCACAGUGAUGAGAUGGACUCAGGAGACGAGAUGCCUGCCAGUGUAUGGAUAUCUCAUGAUAAGCAGAAGAAACUACACAGCUUUCUGGAGCAUCUCUUCAGCCAGGUGGAGUCCAUCACCAGUCUGCUGAAGGGAGCGGUGGUGGCCAAGGCUUUUGAACAGACCAAGUGUUUCACACCUGGACGAGGACUACAAGAGUUCCAGCAGGAGAUGGAUCCUCGGGUUAACUGUACCAAGAAGCUCCGUGUCCACAUCAAGCAGGACCCAUGGAACCUCCCCAGCAGCGUACAGGCCCUCACACACACCAUCGCCAAGUUCGUCGAAGAGGUGAAAACACGACUGCUCUUGGUCCUACUACAGUACACAGACUCAGAGAUCCAGUUGAGAAGAGAUAUGGUAUUCUGUCAGUCUCUGGUAGCAGCUGUUUGUGCCUUCUCCCAACACCUACUGGCUGUUCUCAACCAGACCCAGGGAUCAGGCAGGGAGGCAGACCCAGAGGCCCCGGACCCCCAGGACCCCCAGGACCCUCAGGAGGCAAGCCGACGGUGGCUGGAACAGGUAGCCUCCACUGGGCUACUUCUCCACUUCCAGUCCCUCCUCUCUCCCAACCUGACUGAUGAGCAGGCCAUGUUGGAGGAUACUCAGGUAGCUCUGAUGGACUUGGAGAAAGUCACCUUCUACUUCAGAGAAUUUGAAGGAGAACCACUGGUUGCAAACAUGCCCAUGUCGUAUGAGGUGGAGGGGACCCGCCAGGCCCUGAAGGUCUGUUUCUACCUGGAGACAUUCUACUUCUCCCAGCUACCCCAGCGCCUCCGGAACGGAGGAGGCUUCAAGAUCUACCCUGCCCUGUUCACCCAGGCUCUAGAGAGUAUGGAAGGGUAUUACUACAGGGAUAGUGUGUCUGUAGAGGAAUACCAGGCUCAGAUUAACUCUGCCUCGCUGGACAAAGUCAAACAGUACUACAAGAGACUGAGGGCUUUCUACCUGGAUAAGUCCAACCUUCCCCCCAGCUCCACACCUAAAGCUGCCCUCAUAGACAAGUUGAUGCGUCCUCUGAAUGCUCUGGAGGAGUUGUACCGGCUGAUGGAGAGUUUCAUCUCUUCCCGCACGGCAGCCUGUCAGUAUACAGCCUGUGGGGCGUCAGGAGUCGGCCUGCUUACCGUGGCAUCAGAACUCUGCUCUCGCCUCGGAGCCACACAUAUCGUCAUGUGCAACAGCGGCGUGCAUCGCUGUACCCUGAGUGUGACCCUGGAACAGGCAAUCCUAUUGGCUCGUAGCCACGGCCUUCCCCCACGAUGCAUCAUGCAGGCUACUGACGUCAUGAGGAAACAGGGGGCGAGAGUUCAGAAUUCAGCCAAGAACCUGGGAGUGAGAGACCGCACUCCGUCCUCUGUACCUAGACUGUAUAAGCUGUGCCAGCCUCCACCCCCAGAGGGUGAUUCCUAAUUCCCUAGUUCCUGUAUGGAGCUGUCCAGUCCAGCGAAGCUCUGCUCAUCCUUCUUCCUGAUCCAUUCCUUAGAAGACUUCUCUCUUUCUACCACUGAAGAAUCAACCUAGGGAUGUGUCCCAAAUGGCACCCUAUUCUCUAUUUAAUGCACCACUUUGGACCAGGACCUAAAAUGCUCACACUCGUGAGUUCAGUGGGUUCCAAUGGGGCUCUGGUCCAAAGUAGUGCACUAUAUAGGGUAUAGGGUUCCAUAUGGGACAUAGACCUGUAAACAGAACAUUUUCUCUCAUCGACAGCCAGCUUGCCUUUUCAAAAUGCCCACACUCAGUCACUCAACAGUGGGCUCAGUGGGUUCACAAUUUGUAAAUAGUGAAUUUUUAAUACUCUAUUUCUCUCUCUGCUAUUGUGCUGUACUUUAUAGCUGAUUUUAAAAUGGAUUUAUAUAUUUGUCUUGUGUCCAGCUACAUUGCAUCUCAUUUAACAUUAAUAGUGUUUUAUAAUGGAACAACAACAGAGCCUGAGAUUGGUGCCUUGAGGCUGACGUCCAACCAGCCAACUGAAAUGGAAUGCAGCCUAUCCAUCGAUGUUCUUUCUUUCUGCAAAUAACUAUCAUGGAAUGAAAAUGAGCUGUUUUGUUAUCACAAAGUUCAGGAAAUGACCAUUCCAUGACCUGACUGAUGUUGUUUGAUAUUUGUUUGGAUAUGGUGUGAAAAUGGAAUGAGAUUAUAUGAGUUGUGGGGCAAAAUUGCUGUGCCCCAUUUGCACAGUAAUUUAUUUUCCUUUCUCUCCAACCUGCUCAUUCCAGAUAAUGCAUUCAUGACUAUGUUGAUAACCAUGCAAAUGUUGUUGUAACAUUGAUCAGAGCGAUACUGUAAAACGACGUGUAGAUAUGCAGGUAUGACACCUUGAACACUACCAUGUAGCCUUGUAGACACUCUAGUUGCAUACCUUCUCUAGAGUCCCAGGCCGCAUUCCAAUCUAAAUCAGCACCUUUGCCUCCUCCCUUCACUUGGAGUGAGCCCUCCAGUGACGUGUCUACGACGUUUCCCCGAGGGAGCUUUCCCGAGCGAGUGGAGUGGAGGAGGGAAGGGAUCACAAGUGAAGUGGAUUGAGACGCACCUAAAGAUUAGUAAGGGACCACUGAAAGGUGCAGUGUAGCUCGUGUGUUUUCCAUUCUGCAGUCUCUGUGCCUUAAUGAUGGUAUAUUACAGAUAUGAACAUGAUCAUCUAUACAUACAUGAAGUGACCCCCUGAUAUGAAGAGGUUCCUACAUGAACCAUCAGUAUUAAAACAGCACUCCAAGCUUAUGUAAGUAGAGCUAUGAAAUAUAUAUAUAAAUAUACUUAAAUAUUGUAUAUUGCCAGUACUCAGGAGCUAAGUAUUAUUCUGUAUUUAGGUAUUACUUACAGUAUCAUUGCUAUAUUGGUAACAACAUUAUAGAGUUGGUUAAUUACUGGACUAUACAAACAUGGAAUAUCAACCUGCAUAGAUGAGCUUGGAUAUACUCCAAAUGGCGCUCUAUUCCCUAUUUAGAGACCUAUGGAGCCUGGUCUAAAGUAGUGCACUGUAUAGGAAAUAGGGUGCCAUUUGGGACUCGGCCUUCUGCUUGACAGCUGUCCCCAUAUAUCUCUCAAUGUCUUACUGUAAACACAUAGUGUUUGAAAUAAGUACCUUUUCUAAUAUUGCAUAAUGAAGGUGCCUGUUUGCCAUAUAGCAGCUUAUAAUGUGUUGAGGAGAAAACACAUUAAAAGAAAGAGAAAUGUAAAGAUGCAACUGUAAAAAAAAAAAAAGAUAAAACACCAAUAGCCAUGUUUGCUUGUUUGACUGAAAAUUACUGUAAUUUAUUUUCAUAUUAUGAGACUGACCCUCCAUAGUUGCCAUAUACACAAUGUACUUUCUCUGGUUUGAAACCAAUUUUCUCUGUAUUACUUUUAAAUAUACAAUGUUACGCUGUAGUCAUUAAUUUCAAUUAAACCGAUUUAAAGGAGACAUCCUGAAGGAUUGUAUU
Messenger RNA from Oncorhynchus gorbuscha (pink salmon), 7232 nucleotides. It is a transcript of the gene prex2, whose product is annotated as phosphatidylinositol-3,4,5-trisphosphate-dependent Rac exchange factor 2. Gene Ontology annotation, molecular function: guanyl-nucleotide exchange factor activity; protein binding. Gene Ontology annotation, biological process: intracellular signal transduction. NCBI's taxonomy places the organism in Eukaryota, Metazoa, Chordata, Actinopteri, Salmoniformes, Salmonidae. The record is from RefSeq and is a predicted model, not a curated record.